GGGCUGAGUGACCCCUCCAGAGGGGGAGGCCAGGCUGCCAGGGGUGGGAGUGAUGGUGUGUCUUGGGCCUCCUUUAGCAACAGGAUGAAGUAGGAGCCUUGGAAGGAGAGGUCCCAGCCAAGGUCAGGCCUCCUUCCCCUCCCAGGUGCCUUGCUUGGGGAGUGGAGAGGAAGGCUGUCACUUUGAGCCCGUCCCUUAGAGCCUUGGAGGCUUGGUGGUGCCACCUUUCCAGCCUCGCCUUUUCCCCUGAAGAUGGUGGGAGCCCCGCGGCCCCGCCUGGUGUACAGCCUGACCGAUGCCACCCCCGCCAGGACCAUUUGGGUCUACCGGAAUGGGGAUCCUUUCUAUUUGGGGCGGAAGUUUGUCAUCAACCAUCGAUACGUGCCCAACUUCGAAGCCUUCAUGAUACAGCUCAACGAAGGGCUACCCAUGCCCUUUGGGGUGAGGAACAUUUACACCCCCCGAUAUGGACACAGUGUGUCGGAUCUGCCGGACUUUCAGCAAGGAGGCAGAUAUGUGGUGGCAGGCCGGGAAAGGUUUAAGAAACUGAAUUACUUUAGUAUAGGAGCAAGGAAACCUCAAAGAAAGAAGAUGGAUGAAGUGAUUCGACCAGUAGUCCACAGUAAUAUACAAGUACCUUCCAAAUGGCAAUCCAUCUAUAAUAAGCCACGAACUAUUAAUGUUUUCACAAAUGGAGAGAUGUUGAUACCACCUAUAAGAAUUCUCAUACCCAAGUUUACAUUGAAAAGUUGGAAUAGUGUCCUUGGCAUGAUAAAUGAAAAAGUAUCGCCUCGCUCUGGAGGUAUUCAAAGAUUAUGUACUUUAAAUGGCCUCAUUUUACAUGGGCCUGAUGAAUUAGAAGAUUACCAAUUUUACGUUGGAUGUGGGAAUGAAACAUUUAAAUAUUUGCCAUACUGGGAGCAUCCCAAAGUUCCACAAUAUAUUCGGCGAAAUUAUCCUUCUUCUCAUGAACCUCCAGAAAAACCUCCAUCCAAAAAGCUUUUGAUAGAACCAUCUCAACUACAGCCUCCCAUUCAUCUUUUAAAAGGAGAAGGAGAUAGGCCUUCCGUAUAUCAUGCAAAACCAGAGAAGGCAAGUCGUGAAACGACUCCUAGAUCGCUGUCACCUGAUCAUGAACCUAGUGUCUAUAAAGCUCAGCAGCCCCCUGAAGAAAUUAAAGGGGCCCAAAUGAUACAAGAAGACAAAGAUAUCCAAGUGGAAAUGCCUGUUGACCAGGUAGAUUUAAUGUUCCAGCUGAGGUUGUUCAAGAAGAAGACAUUUAUUCAAAUGUUGGGGAUGUCGAUGAGCAGCCUUCAGAAGAGAACAAAGAAAGUCUCUAUGAGGAAGGAGAAAGACAGGAAGUGGAGGCAGAAGAGGAGCCUGUGCAGAAAGAAGAAGAACCUGUGCAGAAAGAAGAAGAACCUGUGCAGAAAACAGAGAAAAAAGGCGUUUUCAAAAAAAUGUUUGGAUUCUUUUUCAGUAAAUCAAAGAAGAAAGAUACAAAAGAAGAGUAUACAGAUGAACAAGAUCCAAAGAAACAGAAGGCAUUGUACUCUGCACAGAAUGAGCGUUUUGAUGCGGAUGAUUAUGAUUGAAGGGACUAUUUUGAACAUCAUGCCAUCUGUGGUUGUAAAGGCCGCUUUCCGGAGCUUGCUCAGCAGGCAGGAUCGGCCAGGUUGAAAUCGGCCCAGGUUUUGCAAGCAACCAGGAUCGGCUGGCAGGAAGUCUGUCUUCUUCAGAUCCCUUUGCUAAAGAAGCAAGAGCUGAGUUUUUCCUUGCUUCCCUUUGCAUUCAUUGUUCAGCCUGGCUGAGUUUCAGCGUUGCAAUAAUGCUGGUCUCAGCGGCGGGAAAGUGUUGGGACUAUGAAACUUCCAAAGUCAUUCCUCACUGUGAUAAGUGCCUAAAUCUGAAUGAGAACUAUGUUGAAAUGUACUAUUUCAGUGUGGCUUUCAACUGCAUAUCGUAAGUGGUUUAUCCUAUAUUUUGUUCUUUUUUAAUUCCAAAACGUCAUGUACUUUCUGGAUAGCCCUCGUAGUAUACACUGCCCUAUAUCUGCUUUGAACUGGUUUAUAAAUCUACACUGUUAGAUAAUCUGGUAUAAGAAGAUAAUCAUGGAAUAUUGGACAAUGUAGAACAGGCCUGAGACAGCAACACCUUUAAUUUCUCAUGGCUCAAACAAGCUUAUUUAAAAUCUUGUGUAAAACACUAUCUUCAGACUUCAUAUAUGAAGAAUUAAUGGCAUUUGUGUUUAGUUUUGUGUCCCAUUUCCAUUAUAAAUGCAAAUACAGGUAUUCCAAAAUCUGGGAAAACAAUCCAAAAUCCAAAACAUCUUUGGUUCCAAGUAUUUGAGAUAAGGAAUAUCCACUCAGUAAUUUUUCUGUUAAAUUUUGUAAAUUUAAAUCUUUUCAAAACUUCAAUUAAUGUAUUUUAAAAAAGAAAAACAACGAUUUGAGGAUUCCAGCAAGACAGACCUAAGGUACCACAAUAGCAUUGUUUUAUUAAUUAAUUAAUGUAUGUCAGUUAAAUAUGUACCAGUUGUAGCUGUAAGC
Molecule: messenger RNA, 2549 nt
Organism: Anolis carolinensis (green anole)
Lineage: Eukaryota; Metazoa; Chordata; Lepidosauria; Squamata; Anolidae
Gene: dcdc2c
Product: doublecortin domain containing 2C
Exons: 13
Coding region: 253-1680 (475 amino acids)
Biological process (GO): intracellular signal transduction
Cellular component (GO): microtubule organizing center; microtubule
Source: RefSeq, a predicted model, not a curated record